Molecule: messenger RNA, 1578 nt
Organism: Leptosia nina
Lineage: Eukaryota; Metazoa; Arthropoda; Insecta; Lepidoptera; Pieridae
Source: the annotation of a GenBank genome assembly
AUGCAAAGUAGCAAUAUAUGUGCGGCCGCCGGCCUAAACAAACACGCUUCGUCCGCGGCGCAUCUCCAUCGCAAAGUGCCGUUUAGACUUUCAGUAGCCACUCGACCGCGCUCCGAUCGAACUUUCGUGUCCGUUUUAGAUUCAUGGGAUCUCAUCGUCGAAGCCUAUAUCGGAAUUCGCGCAUCGAAAAAAGCCGAAUCUAAAAUUCGUACGCGGGAGCUAUCCGGGCGCCGGACGCCAGUCGCUCGCAGUCCUUCGUCGCGAACGAAACGCUCCGCGCCCGAAUCGUUCCGAGCCCGCUACACACGUACGGAUAUGGUGCUUACGGCGUGCGUGCGCGCCUCGUCGCGGCCCUUCUGCGCCUACCAGGAAUCCGGAGAUCUCAUCAAAUCGCCUUCCCCGCCGCCCAGCCACGAUGGUUCAGCGAGCGGUGAAGGCGAACAGAGCGGAGACGAGCGCCCUCCCUCUGCCCCACAGCCUCCCCGCGGUAGAUCCCAUCCCCGCCCCCGCACACCGCACCGCGCCCCCGAUCCUGCAGCCACCGCAGCCGUUCUUAGCGCGGCGGGAGCUGGCAACGCGUUGGCACAGCUGCAACAUUUGUUGCUCACGCAGCACGGGGCACAUUCCUUGUUAUUGCAUACGCAGGUACAGCAGGCGGUGGCGCAGGCGGCGGCGCAACAGCUCCAGCAGCUGCAGGCGCGCGCGGCGGCCGGUCCUCCGCACUGCCCUCCCGCGCCCCACACUCGCUCUCCUUCGCCGCUGUCCCGCUCGCCUCCGCCCGGGGCGGGCGCUUUCCUCACGCCGCACACUCCUGGCCCGGGGCGGGCGCGGUCUCCCCACUCGCACGCACAUUCGCCGCUACAUGCGCACGCGCACAAGCCUCGCGCUCUCGACCCGGCGGACGACACUGCCGACCUAGAGGAACUAGAACACUUUGCGAAAACCUUCAAACAGCGACGGAUCAAAUUGGGUUUCACGCAGGGCGACGUCGGUCUCGCCAUGGGCAAGCUGUACGGCAACGACUUUUCACAGACGACUAUCUCGCGGUUUGAGGCGUUAAACUUAAGUUUCAAGAAUAUGUGCAAGCUGAAACCGCUGCUCCAGAAGUGGCUCGAAGACGCAGACUCGUCGCUCCCGGGCGGUGGGGGCGCCGCGCUCGGCGCGGGGCUGGCCGAGGCGGUAGGUCGGCGCCGCAAGAAGCGCACGUCCAUAGAGUCUGGCGUGCGCGUCGCCCUCGAAAAGGCCUUCCUGCACAACCCGAAACCCACCAGCGAAGAGAUUGCCGCCCUCGCCGAUUCUCUGUGCAUGGAGAAGGAGGUCGUUCGCGUAUGGUUCUGCAAUCGACGACAGAAGGAGAAGCGGAUAAACCCUCCGGCGGGCGAGGGACCGGGCGGCGCGUCGUCCCCUAGUGGCGCACUAUUGCCUGCGCUGGCGCACGGGCUGUCGCACCCGCACGGCUUGCACCUCCCCGGGCAGCACGGCCUCUCGGGUGCGCACGGUAUGCCCGGGGCACACGCAGGGUUCCCCGGCGCGUCGCUGCAGCCGCUUGCGCUUCUGGCGCGGGCGCCCCGCGACUGA